This is a messenger RNA of Oryza sativa Japonica Group (Japanese rice), 763 nucleotides long. Its product is annotated as MD-2-related lipid-recognition protein ROSY1. Gene Ontology annotation, biological process: intracellular sterol transport. NCBI's taxonomy places the organism in Eukaryota, Viridiplantae, Streptophyta, Magnoliopsida, Poales, Poaceae. The record is from RefSeq and is a predicted model, not a curated record. Gene Ontology annotation, molecular function: sterol binding.
AGACCUGAUGAUUUGAGUCCUCGUCGCGUCGCGUCGCGUCGUGUCCACCUGCGAAUCCUCUAGUCCUCGCGAGUCGCGACACGCGGAGCUUUGGCACCUGCAGCGAUGGCGACCGACCACCGCCGCUUCCCCGUCUUCCUCGCCGCGGCGCUGCUCACCCUCCUCCUCCUCCCGGCCUCCGCCGCGGCCACCGACGUCGAGUACUGCAGGCAGGGGCGGGAUUAUCCUGUGAAGGUGAGCGGAGUGGAGAUCGUCCCUGACCCCGUCGUCAGCGGGCAGCCGGCCACCUUCAAGAUCUCCGCAUCCACGGAUAAAAGCAUCACUAAGGGGAAGCUCGUGAUAGAUGUCAAGUACUUCUUUUUCCAUGUCCAUUCAGAAAGUCACAACCUUUGUGAGGAGACCUCUUGCCCAGUAACUGGUGAAUUCGUGCUUGCGCACGAACAGACUUUACCAUCAAUCACCCCACCAGGUUCUUACACUCUCACCAUGAGGCUACUAGAUGACGGCAACAAGGAACUGACCUGCAUCUCGUUUGGGUUCAGCAUCGGGUUCAUUUCACCUCUUGCUCUCAUCUAAAUUCAGCUGGAGUCACAGCAAUGUACUUGCAGAACUCCCAUAGUCCUACCACAACAUGUUCCACUAAAGCCGGUUUAAUCUCCCUGAGUUGAACAUCUUACUACUUCUGGUGUUAUGCAAUAACUAUAGUCAAUUGCCGCUUAUGUUCAGUAUACUUGAUUGGACAUUGCCCUGUCGUUGAUCUGUC